Messenger RNA from Phalaenopsis equestris, 5309 nucleotides. Its product is annotated as DNA helicase INO80. Gene Ontology annotation, cellular component: Ino80 complex. Gene Ontology annotation, biological process: DNA repair. Lineage: Eukaryota; Viridiplantae; Streptophyta; Magnoliopsida; Asparagales; Orchidaceae. The transcript is spliced from 22 exons. Gene Ontology annotation, molecular function: ATP-dependent chromatin remodeler activity; ATP hydrolysis activity; ATP binding. The record is from RefSeq and is a predicted model, not a curated record.
CCUCCUGAAACCCUGGGCGCAGGAUAACGGGCCCCACUAACCGGUGCACGAUAGCAUCUUUCGCCUCCGAAACAUGCUUCUCUCUCCACCUCCACAACUUUACAACUUUCUCUCUCUAUCUUCGUCUCGUCGCACGCUCGCCAUGCCAAUUUGCAUCCCUAGCUUCCUCUCGUUUCCUCUAUACCUCCAUUGGCCAGGUCACACGUGCUUCUGUCACGUGACAUCCCUUUCGUGCAACUCUAAUUCCUCUCCCUCGUUUCAGUCGUUAGACGCCGACCUAGGGUUAGGACUUCCCUAUAAUUCGCGCUGUUCUUGUUCCUCUCACGUCUCCUCCGGUCCUGUACAUCUGAAUUGAAGUCGAGGCCGAUCAUGGAGCCGAGUCUUUGACGAACUAUUAACUCCCAACGGUGGUAAGGAUGAGAGCGAGGAUAGCGAAGGUUGGGUAUACUUAUUAGCCAUAUUUCAGGACGAGGAACCUUGUUGGAUCGCUCAAAUGUUGUUGUAAUCGACAGGUCUUCGGAUCUAACUAGGAGAACAACACGAUGUUUGAUUCUGAUGGUGGUUUGAACUCUUUCAUAAGGAAAGAAGCUGAAGACAAUGAAGAUGAUGGUGAUGAAUAUGGAACUGGAAUCUCUGACGAGCAUUAUCGAUCAAUGCUUAGUGAACAUGUGCAGAAGUACAGGAGAGUGAAGCUUAAUAAUUCUUCAUUAGCUUCAGGCACUGCAAGAAUGGCUGUGCCUAUUUCUAAAAGGAAUCAUGGCUUGAAAGGGGGGAAGUUGGGCAAUGAAUCUUUAGUUUCUGUGAAGGAGGAAAAGACAUUUCAUGAGAUGGAUAUGUCACCUGAAUGGUAUGAAGGUGAUUUUGAAUCAGAAUAUGGAGGAAGCCAUAGGUUUCCUUCCUCAUUGGAUUCUUCUUAUUUGGAUAUUGGGGAGGGAAUUACAUAUCGUAUCCCUCCAACUUAUGAUAAGCUUUUGACUUUGUUUAAGCUGCCAAGUUAUUCAGAAAUCAAGAUAGAAGAGAAUUUCCUUAAAGAUAAUCUGGAUUUAAGAUCUCUAGCAGCUAUGAUUGCUUCCAAUAGGAGACAAGAUGGUCAAAAUCGAGGAUGUUUGAGUGAAACUCAACCCCAAUAUGAAUCACUCCAAGCCAGAUUGAAGGCUCUUUCAUCAAAUAACUCUAAUCAAGAUUUCACUCUCAAAGUUGAUGUUAGUUUGGAUCCUUACUCAAUUCCUGAAGGUGCAGCUGGUAGGAUUCGAAGGCUAAUUAUGUCAGAGUCUGGAACCUUGCAACUUUAUUAUGUGAAAGUAUUGGAAAGAGGAGACUCAUAUGAGAUUGUUGAGCGCAGUUUGCCUAAAAUGCAAAUAGUGAAAAAAGAUCCAUCUGUGAUUGAAAGAGAGGAGAUGGAUAAGAUUGGGAAAGUUUGGGUUACUAUUGCAAGACGAGAUAUUCCUAAACAUCACAAGACAUUAACAAACUUGUUUCGUAAGCAAAUAGCUGAUGCCAAGCGCUGCUCAGAAAACUGCCAAAAAGAGGUAAAAGUGAAAGUUAGCAGGUCUCUAAAGCUGAUGAGAACUGCUGCAAUUCGGACAAGGAAGCUAGCUAGAGACGUGCUGAUAUUGUGGAAGAGAAUAGAUAAAGAGCAGGCAGAAGUGAGGAAAAAGGAGGAACGAGAUGCUGCCGAAGCUCUGAAGCGUGAAGAAGAGCUUCGAGAAGCGAAGAGGCAGCAGCAGAGGCUCAACUUUCUACUAUCACAAACAGAGCUCUACAGUCAUUUUAUGCAGAACAAAACUUCCUCACAACCCACUGAAACCUUACCUGCUGCGGAGGGUGAAGAUCAAGAAAAGAAAUGAAGUGCAGAUAUUAAAUCUGGAGAAGAAGAGGAUCCUGAAGAAGCUGAAUUAAAAAAACAAGCUCUAAAAGCAGCACAGCAUGCUGCAUCACAGCAGAGGAAGAUAACAGAUGAAUUUGACACUGAAUGCAUGAAGCUUAGGCAAGCUGCUCAACCUACAGAUGCAGCAAAUGAAUCAUUGAUUACGGGAUCUUCAAACAUGGACCUUCUGCACCCAUCAACAAUGCCCAUAAAAUCUUCUGUACUGACGCCAGAGCUGUUCAAAGGCAUUCUCAAAGAGUAUCAAUUAAAAGGGUUGCAGUGGCUUGUUAAUUGUUAUGAACAGGGUUUGAAUGGCAUCCUUGCUGAUGAAAUGGGAUUAGGAAAGACGAUUCAGGCCAUGGCAUUUUUGGCUCAUUUAGCUGAGGAGAAAAAUAUAUGGGGCCCUUUUCUGGUUGUUGCACCCGCAUCCGUUCUAAAUAAUUGGGCUGAUGAAGUAAAUCGUUUCUGUCCUGAUUUAAAGACACUUCCAUACUGGGGUGCACUUUCUGAAAGGAUGGUUCUAAGGAAAAAUAUUAAUCCAAAGCGCCUAUAUAGAAGGGAAGCGGGAUUUCACAUUUUGAUUACGAGCUAUCAGCUACUGGUGACUGAUGAGAAAUAUUUGCGUCGGGUGAAGUGGCAAUAUAUGGUUUUAGAUGAAGCGCAAGCCAUAAAGAGUUCAAAUAGCAUACGUUGGAAGACAUUGCUGAGCUUCAACUGUAGAAAUCGCUUGCUUUUGACUGGAACCCCCAUACAAAAUAACAUGGCAGAGUUAUGGGCCCUUCUUCAUUUCAUCAUGCCAACUCUGUUCGAUAGUCACGAGCAAUUUAAUGAAUGGUUUUCGAAGGGCAUUGAGAGCCACGCAGAGCAUGGAGGUACUCUAAAUGAGCAUCAGCUUAACUUACAGCAUGCUGUCCUUAAGCCAUUCAUGUUGCGGAGAGUUAAGAAAGAUGUCAUAUCAGAAAUGACCUUGAAGAAGGAAAUCACGGUGCAUUGUAAACUAAGUUCACGACAACAAGCUUUUUAUCAAGCUAUAAAGAACAAAAUUUCAUUGUCUGAGCUUCUAGAUGGGCAUCGUGGGCAUCUAAAUGAAAAAAAAAUUGUUAAUUUGAUGAAUAUUGUUAUUCAAUUACGCAAGGUGUGCAACCACCCUGAAUUAUUUGAGCGAAAUGAAGGUAGCUCAUACUUGCACUUUGCAGAAAUACCCAACUCUCUGCUUCCCCCAUCCUUCGGGGAAUUAGAGGACGUUUGCUACUCUGGAGAUUGUAAUCCUAUAUCAUACAAGGUUCCUAAGCUUCUCUUUCAAGAAAUUGCUAGAUGUGCUGGAACUCCGUAUCCAGUUUCUGGUCUUCCACCUCGGGAAUCUUUGGAGAGGCAUUUUAAUAUAUUUUCAGCCAAAAAUAUUCAUCAAUCAAUAUUUUCAAAUUGUACAGAAAGGCCUUACACAACUUCUGGAACCUUCGGUUUUACUCGUUUAAUAAAUCUAUCUCCGUCCGUUGUCUCGUUUCUCGCAAGGUGUUCUUUACUAGAGAGGUUAUUUUUUUCCAUAGUAAGAUGGGAUACAACGUUUGUUGAUGAAAUAUUGGACAUUUUUAUGGAUUUGGAGGGCAAUGACCUCGAAUAUAAUAAAUUGGAGAAAGGAAAAGUAAGAGCUGUUACACGGUUGCUGUUAUCGCCAACUAAAUCUGAGGCUAGAUUGCUCGAGAGAAGAUUCGCGACAGGUCCCGGAGAAGCUCCAUUUGAACCUCUAGUUGUUUCUCAUCAUGAAAGGCUAAUAUCGAACAUCAGGCUCUUGCGUUCGUCCUAUGCAUUUAUACCUCGAGCACGGGCUCCUUUGAUAAAUGCUUAUUGCUCUGACAGAAACUUUGCAUUUCGAACGGUUGAGGAGUUGCACCACCCUUGGGCAAAGAGGCUGUUUCUUGGGUUUGCUCGUACGUCUGAGUUUAACGGGCCUAGAAGACCCGUUAAUCCCCAUCACUUGAUAGAAGAGAUUAAUACGAAAGAAGUUUGUUUCAAGCCUGUUCUUGAGCUAUCACACAAGAUCUUUGGUUCUAGUCCACCCAUCCAAAGCUUCGACCCUGCUAAAAUGCUUACGGAUUCUGGUAAACUUCAAACAUUGGACGUUUUACUGAAACGCCUUCGUGCUGAAAAUCAUCGUGUGCUUCUAUUUGCUCAAAUGACAAGAAUGUUGAAUAUUCUUGAGGAUUAUAUGAAUUACAGAAAAUAUAAGUAUUUUAGACUCGAUGGAUCAUCCACUAUUAUGGACCGUCGUGACAUGGUCAGAGACUUCCAACGCAGGAAUGACAUUUUUGUCUUCUUGCUGAGUACAAGAGCUGGUGGGCUGGGAAUAAAUUUAACCGCAGCUGAUACUGUCAUUUUUUAUGAAAGUGAUUGGAACCCGACUCUAGAUCUACAAGCGAUGGAUAGGGCUCAUCGUUUAGGUCAAACUAAGGAGGUGACUGUGUACCGGUUGAUUUGCAAAGAGACCGUUGAAGAAAAAAUUUUGCAAAGAGCAAGCCAGAAAAAUACAGUACAGCAGUUGGUCAUGACGGGCGGUCAUGUUCAAGGUGAUCUAUUGAGGACUGAAGAUGUUGUUUCUUUGUUGCUAGAUGAUUCCCAGUUGGAGCAGAAACUCAGAGAAAUACCACUACAGGUUAAGGAUCGACAGAAAAAGAAACGAGGAAACAAGGAAAUCCUAGUCGAUGCUGAUGGAUUGGUAUCAUUGGAAGAUCUUGAAAAUGCUGAAUUGCGAGGUGCAGAUGAUGAACCUGCUGAGAAGCAAAGUAAAAAAUCCAGCAACAAAAAGAGGAAAUCAGGUUCUGACAAACAAAACUCUGCAAGAUCAUGGAUUUCUCAGGAGUCUUCCACUCCUGCAGAAUCACCUAUGGAGGCAGAUGAAGCUAGCCCAAUGGUUCUGGAUGAGAAGCCAUCCAAACCAAAGAGACCAAAGAAAAGAGCCAACGGAAACCUCGAACCUUCACCUUCUUCUGUCUCGGGAUCAGUCACAUUGAACUCCAUCGAACAUUUUCCGCCAUCCACAUUCGAGUACGCUCAUGGGAUUGAUGCAGCCAUUGCUCCCGAAGCCAUGGGAUUACUACAAUCUGGCAACACGAUAGAACAGUAUUGAAAACCUGAUAUGAGUAUUUCAGAGGAUUUCUAAAGUGACAGAGAGAGGAGCUGGCCCUGAAGUCUUGAGUACGCAUAAUUAAACGUGCUCGCGAGGAAUUCUUGGAUUUCAGGUGAGAAAUUCUUCAGAUUUAUGUACAGUGUAUUUAAAAUGGAUGCAAAUCUGGAGCGAUGAGGGCCAUCUCUGGUGAAAUUUUCUGGGUAGCUGGGUUUUUCCGUGUAUAUUUAAAAUUUUGGUUAGAGUCAUCAUUGAUGUACAGCUGAAUCCAACAAAUAUAAUUUUUUUUUAAAGUUUAUAGUGCUCUUUGCAAGCUGAUUG